AUGAAUUUAGAUUCCAUCCACAAGUUAAUUGAAGAAACACAAACUUUUAAGCUCCAGCAAUCUUCACUGAGAUCACCUUGUGAACCAGCAGCACUUGCCUCACCACUCUCUGACCCCUGUAAUUCUUACUUACCACCCCAAGGCCUGCAUUCACAUGAUACCCGCAAUUUCUAUUCUCACUCCUAUAGCAAUAAUGACUGGGAUAUCUGUGAAGAGCUUCGAGUUCGAGAACUUGAAGAAGUCAAAGCUAGAGCUGCCCAGAUGGAGAAGACCAUGCGCUGGUGGUCAGAUUGCACUGCCAACUGGAGAGAGAAAUGGAGUAAAGUUCGAAUAGAAAGGAAUAAAGCCAGGGAGGAAGGACGGCAGCUCAGAAUAAAGUUAGAGAUGGCAAUGAAAGAGUUAAGUGCCCUCAAAAAGAAACAAAGUUCAUUAAAUGAAAAGGAGACAUCAGACACUGAAGUCAUCUGGAAGGAGAAGCCUAGUCUUUUAGAAGGCUGCUGUUCACAGGAAGCUCAAUUUCCAAAGGCUUCCCAGGAAUACAAUCCUCCUAGAAUCAAUUUGGGAAAAACACAGGUUUCUCUUAAAGAAGAUAUAAGCAAGAAGGAAAUGGAAAUGAUUGCCAAUCCAGUAAGAUUCAACCAGGAUUUGGGUUUACAAAGCUCUGAUUUCUUUAGAAAAAGUGUUUCUGGCAACUGUGUGACAAAGCCUGCACUGAGUCUGGAUAAUGUCCCACAACCUUUGGAGAAGGAAUUAAUUCAGAUUUCAACUCUGAAGUUUCAUUUGGAUGAGUCACAGAAAACUUUACGGAAGGAAAGAGAAAUGCGUUCAUCUUUGGAAAAAGAAGUUGAGUUACUUGAGUCAGCAUUGUCUCUUUGGAAAUGCAAGUAUGAAGAAAUGAAAGAAUCAAAAGAGAGGAGUAUAAAUCAGUUUAAUAUGUUUCAUGACCUACAUGAAAAUGAAGUGGAAAAAAUUUCAGAAGACAGAAAGGAUGAAGUCAAUUGCCAAACUAGCAAGGACAGAUUGAUCUGUGAGCUGAGAGCAGAGCUGGAGAGACUGCAGGCUGAGAACACCUCUGAGUGGGGCAAGAGGGAAAUACUAGAAACAGAAAAACAAGCACUAGAAAGAGACAAUAGAAGAUUAAAGGCCCAGGUGAAAGAAAUGGAAGAGCUUUGGGAUAGAAAAAAUUCAUUAGCUUCAACCUCUAAAGGCCCUGACUUGAAGACAUCACAAAGUGAGCUGCUAGAGAAAAACAAGGUCCUGGCUGAACUUCAACAUGCCUACUACAAUCUAAAUAAACAGUACCAAGAUAAAAUGGCAGAAUUGAUUCAUGCAAACAAGAGAGUGGAUCAUCAUGAGGCAGAAGGAAAGAUACUCAGAUUUCGAGUGGAAGACCUAAAAAAGGGGCUCAACCAUGCAGAAGAUGAGCUCGACAACGCAAUAAAUCAGAUUCAUAAACUCCAGCGAUCUCUGGAUGAACAGAUAGAAAUGAAUGAUAAUCUACAGAUUCAGCUCAAUUAUCUACAAAGCAGAUUAAAAAGACAAAAAUAUAUGAGUUCUGCAUAUGGAAUCAAAUUGAGUGCAAAAUAUACCUCUGAUGACUCCACUGAAGCAGAGUAUGAAGAAGAAGGGGACCAGUCUGUUGCAUGA
Molecule: messenger RNA, 1647 nt
Organism: Dromiciops gliroides (monito del monte)
Lineage: Eukaryota; Metazoa; Chordata; Mammalia; Microbiotheria; Microbiotheriidae
Gene: CCDC102B
Product: coiled-coil domain containing 102B
Exons: 8
Coding region: 1-1647 (548 amino acids)
Source: RefSeq, a predicted model, not a curated record